Molecule: messenger RNA, 890 nt
Organism: Galdieria sulphuraria
Lineage: Eukaryota; Rhodophyta; Bangiophyceae; Galdieriales; Galdieriaceae
Product: exodeoxyribonuclease V
Exons: 2
Coding region: 15-806 (263 amino acids)
Source: RefSeq, a predicted model, not a curated record
CAUUCAAGAGGGAUAUGAUGCGAUUGACUAGCCAACUUUGUUCCAAGAGUUGCUUCUUAAGCAACUUGACUACAACGGUUGUUACUACAAGUUUCAGAUGGCUCAGAAAUACUGGAAUUUGUGAUAACCCGUCGUUAGGAACAAAGGUCCUCCUUUCCACCACAUCGCUGAGAUGUGACGACUUUACUCGGAAAUCCAGGUACUCCCCUUCACCUUACAUGAAGACAAACAGAGAUGAACAAGCACAAAAAACACUACACAAGUUUCAAGGAGUGGUGGAAAGAAUCUUUUAUCGACAACGAGAAACUGGCUUUUCCGUUGCUGAAGUACGGAUAAUAGCGUCAUCCACCGAUAUUCCGGAAAGCGUGAUCCAGGUGGUAGGAACACUUGGAAAUGUGCAAGAAGGAGAUGAAUUCAGAGGUUCUGGGUUUAUUACUAUUCACCCGAAAUAUGGUAAACAGUUGAGACUUGUCGGAAAUAACCAAAGCGACACGAAAGAGCAAACAACAACGAGACAGUCGAGUCCGGAAAGACAUCACAUAAUUGUCGAAAAAGUUGUGUUCACAGCUCCCGACGAUUCAGGGUUUGCAGUAGGUCAAGCAAGGCUUCUUGAUAAUAACGAAGACGAUUUAUCUUUCGAACAACAGAGUGAAACUGAAAGAGUUACAGUUGUCGGGAAACUGGGUAGAAUUGAAGAAGGCUUGCAUUUAGCAGUUGAAGGUAUUUGGGUAAACCAUAGCAAGUAUGGGAAGCAGUUUCAGGUUCAAGUUGCUCAAACGGAACCUUUCAGUGAUGUCCAAUAUUAAUGUCCCAAAAAUAAAUUUUUAGCUAGAGAUAAGCUGCAUUGCUUGCAAAAAAUGGAAAACUUUCAUAAAUUGCUAUGGAUGAGG